Molecule: messenger RNA, 3036 nt
Organism: Vitis riparia (riverbank grape)
Lineage: Eukaryota; Viridiplantae; Streptophyta; Magnoliopsida; Vitales; Vitaceae
Exons: 10
Coding region: 486-2816 (776 amino acids)
Biological process (GO): cellular response to UV-B
Cellular component (GO): Cul4-RING E3 ubiquitin ligase complex
Molecular function (GO): protein binding
Source: RefSeq, a predicted model, not a curated record
UGGAAAACCAUAAAAUGGUUUCCAUUGCUAUGUACAUGGAGACUUUCCCUGUUCUGGCAAUUUUCAUUUCUAGCUAACAACAUGAUCUCCUUCACGAGAGGAGGAAUGAAGGCAAUUGUGAAAUGGAGGCCUGGGUCCAAAAUGUCGAAACAGGGUAGGAGCAGGUAGACCCGGCAGGUGAAACAUGUCUUUCCCCACUGGGUCACGCUGACCCCACACACAUAUUCUAGCAUCUUGGUUAAUUAAAUAUAUGUACGAUAUGUACACUGGUGCUUAUCCUUUUGACAUAUAUGGUUUCGUGCCUCGUGAGUAAUGGACUAAUGAGAUUGAGAACUGGUUCUACUUGUACACCCCAUUUCCAUCUAUGCGUCCCAUUUCAAGUUUUCAACUUCCACAUGGCAAAAAUCAUUGUUUGACAUCUCUGGAGGGCCUCCUUUCAUGUCUCAGACUCAGCCAUCACUGUCUCCUUUCUGAAGAAAAACGCCAUGGCUAUCGAUAUCUCCACCCUGGAUGCCAGGUAUCUUGAUUCUUGCAAAAGGCAUGGAGUGGUGCCCAACUCUGCAGUAUUAUCAUGGUUCUAUAAGGCCAAGAUUCAGAAAUCCAGUCAUGAGAAAUGCAGCAUAGUGGUUUUACUGGACCACCUAAGAGCUGCUGAUUUUUCUCCUCUAAUCGAUGUAUUCCUAGAAAUUGACUCUUCUAAUAUCGAUGCAGUUGACAUACUUCAUGAAUCACCUAUCAUCUUGACUGAAGAGUAUGUUUUGUCUAUGAUACGUACGAUAAAUUUGAAGCUUCGACUUGUUGAACUCCGAGAUGUUUCAUUUGGGAAGGACUUUUUCCGGGAUCUCUCCCAUGAUGGCUUGGCUUGCCAAGUUUUAAAACUAAGGUCUUCCCAUUUUCAAAAGCUCAACAUGGUUGGAGGGUUUUUGCAGUUACACACCCUUAAUCUGGAUUAUUGUACACAUCUCACUAGUUUGCAGAAGGAUUGUUUUGCUUGCAUGCCAAAUCUGAUGCGUCUUUCAAUGUGUGAGACAAGAGUUGCUAAUCUUUGGACAACUAGUGCAGUCCUGUCAAAAAUUCCUUCUCUGGUGGAACUCAGGUUCCAAACUUGUCCAUGUUGUGAAAACACUGGGCCAUGUCCCAUGUCAUCCAAUACUGAUGAUUCGUUAACUAUCGAUGAUGUUCCAAGCAUGGAUGAGUGUCUAUCAAAUGAUUGUCAAAUCACAGUAUCAAGUGAACUUCAAAGAAUAGGUUUAUUGGAGUUGUCAUCUGAUAAUGCUCUUCCAGUUUCGAAGAAACAUGGCCAUUUGCAAAAGGAGGUUUCUUUUAGUGAAAUGCAUGUUCAACACAAAAAUGGAUCUCUUUUAAGUGGGCUUAACUGGGACUUGACAGAUGCUGCUAUUGCAUUGAAGUAUUGCAUUUCACACCAUCCUUCUCCCAUAUGCUUUGAGAAACAUUACCGGGACUACAUGAUUGCUUCAUUGCCUCUUUUGCAAGUUUUAGAUAAUUUGCUUAUCAGAAAGAUGGACAGGGAAAAGGCCAAGACUAUCUUUUCAAAGUACUAUGAGUAUUUACCAUAUAAAAGACAGCCAGAGAGUGUUGUUACAGUCUUGCAAAAGCGUGAAAUGGGAUCAAGUACUAUUCAUGGCAGAAAAUCUUUGAAGCCAAAGCAGCCAUCUUCUUACAAAAAGAGUCCAUAUUUCUUCUCAAGGUCUCUUUGUGCCACCAAACUUGGGGCAUGGCCACUCUUAUAUCCUGUAUCCAACAUUAGCUACACUAGCAAACAAGAAAGUAAGCAACUUCGUCCAAGGCAAUUUGAGUACCAUCCAUCUAACUCCAGUCUUAUGGUUUUUGGAACACUUGAUGGUGAAAUAGUUGUUUUCAACCAUGAGAGUGGGAAUAUAGUUGGUUACAGUCCAUCCAUAGGAGCGGCUAAUAGAGUUUUGGGGCUCUGUUGGCUUAAGAAGUGUCCAUCCAAGCUCCUUGCCGGUUCUGAUAAUGGUUCCUUGAACUUGUACGACAUUAAUCACAUGCCACCAAACAUUGCAGAUGCCUAUUGCAGUUCUGGCAUUGUUACAUAUGAUAGGUUUGAGCAGUUGACCUCUGUUCAUGUCAACUCAACAGAUGAUUGGUUUCUUGUGAGUGGAUACUCAAAACAUGUUGCUCUAUACGACAUUGGGAGUGGAAAACGCUUAAAAUUAUUCAAUAAUAUGCAUAGAGAACCGAUUAAUGUUGCUAAGUUUUCCAACCAUUCCCCCUCAAUAUUUGCCACUUCGUCAUUUGACCAUGAUGUCAAGUUGUGGGACCUGAGACAGACACUAGAACGGCCUUGCUAUACAUCUUCCAGCUCAAGAGGGAACGUGAUGGUUUGCUUUUCUCCUGAUGACCUUUAUCUGCUUGUUUCAACUGUUGACAAUGAGGUUAAGCAACUUUUGGCAGCAGAUGGAAGGGUUCACAUGAAUUUUGAGAUUGCUUCAACUGGAAGUGCUCAUAAUUAUACUCGUUCUUAUUACAUGAAUGGAAGGGACUAUAUUAUCAGUGGGAGUUGUGAUGAAAAAGUUGUUCGCAUUUGCUGUGCUCAAACUGGAAGGCGACUUCGGGAUGUUUACUUGGAGGAUAGGGGAUCAGGGAAUUCAAUGACUGUGCAAUCCUUAAGGGGUGAUCCUUUCAGGGAUUUUAACAUGAGUGUCUUAGCAGCCAAUAUGCAUCGGAACUCAAAGUGGGAGGUCAUCAAGGUCAAUUUGCUUGCAUCCAGUAAUUGUGCCAAAGAAAGUUAUCAUGGCGAAAGUGUUCAUCCUUCCUAUAGCCUUGGAGGUUGAGAUUAGUGUUUACAAUGUGUUUUAUGUACAUAUAUGUUUUGGGAACUCAUUCUUGUCCAGAAAAUGCAUGAAUUUUGUGUAAUAAGUAUAUCACAGCUCUUGUACCUUGGUUCAUUGAUCAAGGGGAUAUACCCUGUUUAGGAUGGGCUCGGGUUAACAUCCCCUAAUGGUCUUGUAUAUGUAAACUACCACCUUCACCCAAGAAAUUUCUUUCCUACUA